This is a messenger RNA of Lodderomyces pseudojiufengensis, 2340 nucleotides long. Its product is annotated as RNA-processing protein. The coding region runs from base 1 to 2340 and encodes 779 amino acids. The record is from RefSeq and is a predicted model, not a curated record. The transcript has a single exon. Gene Ontology annotation, cellular component: mRNA cleavage and polyadenylation specificity factor complex. NCBI's taxonomy places the organism in Eukaryota, Fungi, Ascomycota, Pichiomycetes, Serinales, Debaryomycetaceae.
AUGUCGAUAGCUCAACCUCCUACACCUCAAGUAAUAGUUAGUCAGUUGGAAGAAGCUAAGAAACUAACGGUAUCAAAACCAGAAAUCUUUACCAAAAUUUAUAAACAAAUUUUACCAAUUAUAAAUAAUAAUCAAUCUAAUUUAAUUAAAAAAUGGGGAAUAGAUUUCAUACAUGGAACAUUAAUAACUGGUCAAAAUGGUGGAAAUUUGACUAUUAAUGAUAAAGUAGAUCUUGCAAUUGACUCUCUUGAUACUUUAAUUUUUCUAAUGAAUAUACCUAUAAACAUUCAACAACAACAACAAAUAACCAAUAAUCUAGAUCAUCAACAAGGUCAUGAUGUUAUAAGUUUUAAGAAUUUAAUCGAUAUAUCAUUAGUGGUUUACAAACUUGUGUUUAAGUAUAUUGCGGAAAAUGAUGGAUCAGUUCAAUUAUGGACAAAAUUAACUGAAUUAAAAAAUUCUUUAGUUAAUAAAUUUAAUACAAAUUAUCCAUUAGAAAAUUCGGAUAAUGUAGAACAUGAUUUAAUAAGAAAUAUUGCUACAAAAUUAGAAUUAUUGAAAUUUUUAAUGACUGUCAUUGAUUAUCAAAGUAAAACUCAAAUCGUUGGUGAACCUAUUGAAAAUCCUGGUUUUUCAUUAUCGAAUGUACCAGCUAAUCAUACAUUAAUUUCUUAUCAAAAUAUGGAAUAUGAAUCUUCUGCAUUGUUUAAUAAUUUAAUUUUGAAGGUAUUUAGUUUAGAUAUAAUGAUACCACAAUUGAUCUCGGCAACUUUAAAUCAUUGUGUUAUAGUAUUGAAAAAGAAACCUCAAUUAGCACCUUCAUUAUUAAAAGCCGUUGAAAGUUAUGAUUCAGAGACAAAAUUGCAAUCAAACUAUCAAUCAUUGGAACAGUUCAGAUUAUCCAAAAAAUAUGUUGAUAGAUCAAUAAGAAUAUUUUUAAGUCAUGCUAAACGAUGUGGAUUAGUACCGAAUCAAUUCAAAGAUUCUAUUGAUGCCAAAAUUGCUUAUUUGACAGAUCAAGGAAAUGAAAUUAAAAAGAAGAAUUUAUUCACUCUUGACUUACCAAGACCCAAUAAAAGAAAAUUUGAAGGUUUUUAUAAUCCUUCAAAAAAAAUCAAGAGCUUGGAUUAUAAAAGUCUAUAUACUUUACUAGAUCCAUCAAAUGGAUUGAAUCAAUUUGAUUUCAAAACAAUCCCACCACAAUUUUAUUCCAAGAUGGUAAUCAAUGCAUUGAAGAAAGCUUCGGUUCCAAAAUUGACUAAAGCGUUAGAAAUUGUUGGAGAAAGGUAUAAAGAUGCAUUAUCAAAUCCUCAAGUACCCAACAAAAAAUUAAAAUCAGAAAGUGGUACACCAGCAUUUGACAAUUUGAAAAACGAAGCUAAUGUGAAAACAGAACCAGGGAUUGACUCCAAUCAAGACCUCAAAAUAAAAAAAGAGGAAGACGAAGAUGAUGAAGAUCAAGAUGGAGAUGAUGAGGAUGCGGAGGAUGUAGAAGAACCAUUUUUUACACUACCCCCAGCCAAAGAUUUGUCAUUUGAAGAAAAAAAAGAGCAUUUUAAAAUAAUAAUAGAUAAUUUUUUCAAAUUAGCAAAACUAGAUUUGCCUGCAAAUACAAAUCCUGUACAAAUAAAGCAAGCAAUAACUAAGACUUCAAAUGGUACGGAUGUAACUAAAAAUAAAGAUCAAUUCAGCAAUGAAUUAACGGAUAUUGCCAUCAAAUCAUUCAAAAAAGACACAUGGGUUUUAUUGUUGACAAGACUAGCUACAAGAGGAAUGAGAACAAAUGCUGAAGAAGAUGAAAUAGAAGAUAAAUCACCAGAUGAUCAAGCUAAUGAGGAUUUAUCAAAUAUGAUAAGAGAUUCUUUAUUCAAUUAUUUUAUUGAAAAUAUUCAUUCAAGGGUAGAUGUAGUCAUUGAAUGGUUAAAUGAAGAAUGGUUUAGUGAACAGGCUUUUCAACAAGAUAGAAUUUUAUCAAAAUCAGAUAAUUCUGAAACUCAACCAAAUUCGAAAAUUUUAUUUCAAGAUGUUAAAACUCCAGUGUAUUACAAAUGGGCAAAUAAAGUAUUAGAAGCUAUGAUAAAUUAUUUAGAAGCAAAUGACAGAAAAAUAUUUUUAAGAUUAUUAAGUGAUUUACCAAUUUUAAAUGAAGAGAUGUUACAAAAGAUUAAAAAUUUAUGUUUUGAUCCAGAAAGGUCAUCUAUGGGAUUUUUAGCUUUUCAAUUUUUGAUCAUGUAUAGACCACCAGUUAAAGAAAUUUGUAUUAAUAUAUUGAAAGAAUUAAGUGAAAGUGAUCAAGAUGAUGUUAAAGAAGAAGCUAAAAAGAAAUUGGCCAAGGUUUGA